CCCCUCCAACAACAAGUAAUUUUUUAUAUAAUCAGUUUAAUAGUAAGUUAAUGGACCUAAUUUGUGAUUUUUUAGAACUUACAACAACAAGUACAACUCCUUUCACAAGGCCUCCACCUCCACCUUCUCCUCCACCACCGCUACCCCCUCCACCACAGCCUCAUUUUCAGUCUUACAGAACAGCUCCAGUUGUUACUUACAAGUGCCGUCCACCUCCAAAUCCGUGUAUUCCGACAGAAGGCAUUUAUGGAACAGGCAAUUUCCCUCCUGCACCUCCUCCUCUUCCUCAACUUCCUCCACAGCCAGAGCAGUCAAUUACUUCACAAAAUUUAAUUCGGCCUCAACACAGUGGAGGAAAUUCUUUUAGACGAUUUAAUGGUGAAAUGAUUUGCAUUUUUGUUUUUAUUAUUUUAAUUUUUAAUUUAAUUUUUUAA
Meloidogyne enterolobii is the source of this 434-nucleotide messenger RNA. The record is from the annotation of a GenBank genome assembly. Lineage: Eukaryota; Metazoa; Nematoda; Chromadorea; Rhabditida; Meloidogynidae.